Microcebus murinus (gray mouse lemur) is the source of this 2474-nucleotide messenger RNA. NCBI's taxonomy places the organism in Eukaryota, Metazoa, Chordata, Mammalia, Primates, Cheirogaleidae. The record is from RefSeq and is a predicted model, not a curated record.
GACUAAGACUUCUCCUCUGCUGUCCAAGCGCUUUGGUGCAGGGACAGCGGCCGUCUUCAGCCAAUCCAGUGCAGGCUCUCCAUCGAAGGCUGGCUCUAGACUGGUGGUAUGCGUUCGAUAGCAUAGUCAUGGCCGACUGCUGCUUGUGGUUCUGACGAUUGUGCUUCUUGUUAAUCCUCUGUUGUGCUUUGACUCCUUGUUGCAAUGGGACAAUUUGGAAACGAUUCUUUGCUAAGCCGAGAAGAGGACUUCCCUGUGGGAACUGAGCCUCCUCCGCAUGCCGUGCUGUGCAUCUGAAUUGCACCCAGGGCUGUUUUUCCCUUUUCCAAGUGGACUCCCUCGUGGAAGCUGCAGCUCGGUCGUCCAGAGAAGGGCCAGGCCGUGAGCUCUCUUCGAGGACAAGGAACUCAAGAGGACAGCCUGUCUCACAGCAGCCGUGCAGGCUUCGUGCUCAGCCAGUUCAUUUGAGUUUGCAUGUUUCUCUGCACUAUGGAUUUUGAGCAUUUAGAUUUCUUUAAUCAGAUACAUUUUAACCACUACAGUAGACAUUUUCUUUCUGAGGUAUUGUGCUUUGCAUGGGAGCAGGCCAAAAGUUGAGGGGGAAAAGUAAAGUUAAAAUCGGUUCUCUUUCAUAGCAACACGUAUUGUCUGACAUCAGCCAGCCUCUUUUUUUUUUUUUCCAAUAAUUUCUCUGCUUUCCUGUCCUGAUUCAGAAAAAGCAGCUAGAAUGUUCCUCCAUUAACUCUUGAGAUUCACAGGACUGUCUAGCUCUGAGUCCUAUCAUUAGACAACUUAGAGGAGUAGUGACUUUAGAUAAUGCAGAUGGAUGUCCCAGAGUGCCGGAGGGCAUUGCAGUUCCUCUUGCGCUUGGUUUUCAGGAAUUACAUGAACGACAGCCUUCGCACCGACGUGUUUGUGCGGUUCCAGCCCGAAAGCAUUGCCUGUGCCUGCAUCUAUCUCGCCGCCCGGACGCUGGAGAUCCCUCUGCCCAGUCGUCCCCAUUGGUUUCUUUUGUUCGGAGCAACUGAAGAAGAAAUUCAAGAAAUCUGCUUAAAAAUUCUGCAGCUUUAUACACGGAAAAAGGUUGAUCUGACACACUUGGAAGGUGAGGUGGAGAAGAGGAAACACGCCAUCGAGGAGGCAAAGGCGCAGGCCAGGGGCCUGCUGCCCGGGGGCACGCAGGUUCUGGACAGCACGUCCGGGUUCUCCCCUGCCCCCAAGCUCGUAGAAUCACCCAAAGAAGGCAAAGGGAACAAGGCUUCGCCGCUCUCUGUGAAGAGUACUAAGAGGAGAGCGGAGGGCGUGAAGAAAGCCAAGGCUGACAGCCCCGUUAACGGCUUGCCAAAGGGGCGAGAGAGUCGAAGUCGGAGCAGGAGCUGUGAGCAGAGCUACUCGAGGUCCCCAUCACGAUCUGCUUCUCCCAAGAGGAGGAAAAGCGACAGUGGCUCAAUGUCUGGCGGGUCCAAGUCACAGAGCCGUUCUCGGAGCCGGAGCGACUCCCCACCGCGACAGGCACACCGCGGCGCUCCCUACAAAGGCUCUGAAGUGAGGGGCUCCCGGAAGUCCAAGGACUACAAGUAUCCCGCUCAGAAGCCACACAAAUCUCGGAGCCGGAGCUCCUCCCGCUCUCGGAGCCGGUCACGGGAGCGGGCAGAGAAUUCUGGAAAAUACAAGAAGAAAAGUCAUUACUCUAGAGACCAGCCGCGGGAACGCUCGAGGUCGUACGACCGCACGGGCCAUCGCUACGAGCGGGACCACCCUGGGCACAGCAGGCACCGGAGGUGAGGCGGGGUCCUGCUGACUGGCAGGCACGGGCCCCUUCCCCUUGGCUUGCCUGUCUGGCGGCUGCCCUCGGACCCUCCCUGUCGUGCACAUCGUGGUCGAGUGGCCCUGCGGCACGAUUCUUUCUGGAACUGGUGUAUGGCCAGACUCUGAGAUGAAUUUGGAAGUGGAAUUGAGGGGACGGCGAGGUGCGCUUCAGGCUGGCCUGGGGCUCAGCACACACCUGUCCCACCUCGGCAGGAGCCCUGUGGCAGCUCGGUGGACGAGCAGACCCACACGGCCCGUGGCGUGGCCUGGUGCUAUCUGUCGGCAGCCACCUCCCCACCCCCACCAGUGCUCAAUUACGUUAAGCCAAGAAGGAUGAUUUUUAGAACCUCUGCCUAUAUUAGGUUGUACUAUGUACAUAUUUUGCAGUGUUUCACAGUGAGAAAAAUGGCCUUAUUCUCUGUCCAUGUUGUAAAUAAACAUGUGUUUAAAACAAGUUAAAGCUAUAUAUGAAAAGUCAGAACUUGAAUUCUGUCAGCUUAAAACUUGCGUAGAGAAUUCUGAUUUUUUAACUGUGAACGUAUUUAGAUCUGUGUUGAAAGUCGUAUAUUUUUAUCUGUGCAAUGCUGAGUGCAGGCCACCAGCUCCUAGAGAAGUUUCCUAUAUAUGCAUUUUAUGUGGUUGAAUAAACACAACUCUGCUCAGGA